Drosophila subobscura is the source of this 1659-nucleotide messenger RNA. It is a transcript of the gene cpb, whose product is annotated as F-actin-capping protein subunit beta. The coding region runs from base 158 to 988 and encodes 276 amino acids. Gene Ontology annotation, cellular component: F-actin capping protein complex; cytoplasm. Gene Ontology annotation, biological process: actin cytoskeleton organization; negative regulation of filopodium assembly; barbed-end actin filament capping. Lineage: Eukaryota; Metazoa; Arthropoda; Insecta; Diptera; Drosophilidae. The transcript is spliced from 2 exons. Gene Ontology annotation, molecular function: actin filament binding. The record is from RefSeq and is a predicted model, not a curated record.
AAUAAAAACGAAAAUAUAAGAAAAUAAUAAUAUUUUAUAAAAUAUAUAAGAAUAUACUGCAAGACAGGAGCUCCAUCAAUAAUUGCGCCCUCAAGCAGUUGGGUAAAUAAAACGGAGCAAUAACGCAGACAGCCAGAACAACAGAAAAAUCGUCAAAAUGUCGGAAAUGCAAAUGGACUGUGCUUUGGAUUUGAUGCGACGACUGCCGCCGCAGCAGAUUGAGAAGAACCUCAUUGACCUGAUCGACUUGGCACCAGAUUUGUGUGAGGAUCUGCUCUCGUCGGUGGAUCAGCCGCUCAAAAUAGCCAAAGAUAAGGAGCACGGCAAGGACUAUCUGCUGUGCGACUACAAUCGCGAUGGCGACUCGUACCGAUCGCCCUGGUCGAAUUCCUACUACCCCCCACUGGAGGAUGGCCAAAUGCCCUCGGAGCGGCUGCGAAAACUAGAAAUCGAGGCCAAUUAUGCCUUUGAUCAGUAUCGAGAGAUGUACUACGAGGGCGGCGUAUCUUCCGUAUAUCUGUGGGACUUGGACCAUGGGUUUGCCGCUGUGAUACUCAUCAAGAAGGCUGGUGAUGGUAGCAAAAUGAUUCGUGGCUGCUGGGACUCCAUACACGUGGUGGAGGUACAGGAGAAGACCACAGGAAGGACGGCCCACUACAAGCUCACCUCCACGGCCAUGCUGUGGCUGCAGACAAACAAGCAGGGAUCGGGCACCAUGAACUUGGGCGGCUCACUGACGCGCCAGACGGAGCAGGACGCCAAUGUCAGUGAGUCGUCGCCGCACAUUGCCAACAUUGGCAAGAUGGUCGAGGAGAUGGAGAACAAAAUACGAAACACACUCAACGAGAUCUACUUUGGCAAGACCAAGGACAUUGUGAACGGCUUGCGCAGCACACAAUCGCUGGCCGAUCAGCGCCAGCAGGCGGCCAUGAAGCAGGACCUGGCCGCGGCAAUACUGAGGCGCAAUGUGAAGCCCGAAUCGAACUGAGAACUGAGCGGCUGAAGGCGGUAUCAACCAGCAGCAGCAGCAUUAGGCGUGGCCCGUGGCCCAUGCCCGUGUUAUGUGGCCCCCUCAUAAUUCAAUUUCAAUAUACAUAAACCUAACCAAAGCCCGAUCUAUACGUUACCUUUUGAAUACUGAUUUAUGAUUGGAUGUAAAGAUAUGUGAAUUAUGCCCACAAAAAUGUUACCCCAAUGCCAUGAGACAUUUGGGUAAUAUUUGGUAAUUUAGAGACUUUAAAUUCCCUAAGACUUACACCCUUUCCAGAUGAGAUCGAUCACUAUUAGGGCUGCGUAUACGUUGGGCAGCGCAGAGAAGGAAAAACUAAAAUAUUAAAUAUGCAUUUCUAGGCAGUAAAUUUGUUAAAUGAGAGAAAUUGUUAAACCAGAUGAUACAUAAUGUAUUUUGAUGUAAAACCACCAAAACCACGCCCCCAACCACACUUCACUCUGUUCAGUCUAAAACGCCAACUUCGCCGCCCUCAAGACAGUAUCUAUAAGUAUUUGUAUCUUAUUUGUAUAAUGCAUAUUUUGUAUCGAAGUUUGCGGCAAAUGAAUUUUGGUUGAGAAUCCUCCCCAGCAGCACCUACAUUUGCCAGCAGCCUCAGCCUCUGUUCUUAACUCUUCCGCGAAUAAAUCAUGUGUUUCUAUGAAUUGUGA